UAAUAGGGCUUUGGAGCUUCGCCCCCUUUUGCCUUCUCUUUUUUCCCAUACCGAAUUCCGAUAAUGUCGCACAAAUACUAAAUGAGAGGUAAUCCCUGGUGCAUUAAGUGCACUAAUGGAUCUCACAAAAUCAUCCUCCCAGAUGAUAAGCGGAGGUCCCGGACAGUGAUAUUCUUCACCAAAGGAGGCGGUCUCCCCGGGUACAGCACUCUCAUCCUCCUCGUGCCGGAAUACGAUUGGGUAUCACGAUUCUCACUGCCGGAGAGGAGACAUACCUUGAUGUAUUACCGGAAGUGACCACCGUUCCACUGAUUCGUGCGACUGAUGAGCUUGCUGCAGGGCAGGUGAAGGAAACAUAUGUGGGGAGAUAUACUUUUCCUUCUACCAAGGAGCG
Messenger RNA from Aspergillus alliaceus, 394 nucleotides. RefSeq lists its product as uncharacterized. The transcript has a single exon. Bases 82 to 297 code for a protein of 71 amino acids. The record is from RefSeq and is a predicted model, not a curated record. Lineage: Eukaryota; Fungi; Ascomycota; Eurotiomycetes; Eurotiales; Aspergillaceae.